Messenger RNA from Porites evermanni, 15191 nucleotides. Lineage: Eukaryota; Metazoa; Cnidaria; Anthozoa; Scleractinia; Poritidae. The record is from the annotation of a GenBank genome assembly.
AUGCCACCCCCAGACUGUACUGCAAAAGUUGUAAUGAUUGGAGACAGUGGAGUUGGAAAAUCCAAGAUCCUUUCAAGUUAUAAUGGAGAAAGGUUCAAUCCCACCUACAUGCAAACACGAGGUGACUUUCGGAAAAAUCAGCGAGCUCAUAAUCACGUUUGCGUAGUAAUGUUAGAAGAGCUACAUGUAACCAUGGCCAUUUGAUGUUUCUUUUUGACAGAGAGACAAAUCAGAACGUCAAGAGUGCAAGUUGGACGUCGAUCUGUAGAACUGCAAAUAUGGUAAUUAAGGAGAAGUAAGAUUGCAUAGUAAAUUAUUAUGGUAUGAACAACGUCGACAGAAAUACUUCCGGAAGUCUCCAAGUUUACCAAAUAUUUCUUGAUUGAACUUUUGACGCCACUGAUCUGUUUUGUCCCAAACUGAUCGGGCCAAUAAAGUUUUGUUGUUUUAUCAGUCUGGGUUUGCACCAGUGCAGGCUUCUCGCUUUGUAGCCAUACUUCAAGAGGUUUUUAUAAUCAUCGUUUGUUUUAAAACAGUUACAUCUUUUGUCUACACUGUGAUAGAUAGCUCAACUUUUUGGUGGGGGCGGGGAGUGGGGCUGGAGUGUUUCAGGUGUUGCUGGGGUUGUAGCUCUCUUGCCUCUAUACUUGGAGGCAAAAUUGUGAGACUGUGAGUUGUUGGCCUAAACCGUAAGAGUUGGAAGGUCUAGAUAUUCAUUCAGGAGAAAUUACUAUUUUACACUGGAAUUACUAUUUUACCUUGUAGCAGAACUGGAAUUGAUAUCCUGUUUUCACAAACAUGAUUUUCAAAUCUUUAAUGGGGAGGGGGUGCGGGGUGGUCGUCAGAAUCUGAAUUUUGCUAAAAUUUGGCUAAACGUCAGAAUCAUUUCUUCCUCGUUAUUGGGUGGGAAUGGGUGCAUGUUUCAAGGCAGAGGGUACUUUUGCAUGCCAGUAUUUAUUGCGGAGAGGUACUAGUCUCUACUCACAGAAUGGUAAUAUUUCCUAACCAUUAGGGAUACACCUGGCAAUCCCCUUUGUAGAACAAUAACAGCAGCAUACAUGCGGGAGAAUGUUCAGGUAAUGAAUCAUUUUGUAUUACCAGUAUUUUAAAGCUCAUGUUAGUCCCCAAAACAUCAACUGCAUGUUCCAGCCAUACAGUGAAACCCCUAAUGUACACUGUAACCAUGUGAAGACUUGAAUUACUAUAAGAUGCAUUAUAUUGGGUUCCGGUUCCAUUCAUCCAAGAGUAGUCAAUUGAUGAAAAAAAAUUGGUAUUAAUAAGAAAUGUAGCAAUCAAGAGAUUUUUGAUUGAUAACAGAAAUAAGUGAAAAUUGAUAAACUUAAUUGCUGUGUCAAAUCGAUAUUAUCAAUUUUUCAUGAAACAAGAAAAUGUGGAAACUAUUACACAUACAAGUUUCUCUCUAAAACCCUUUAUUUUGUACAUAAAUCACAAUCAGUUCUCACCUUAGAAGAUUUCGUAGCCUGAAUUUUAGACAUCUCUUCGAGUCGAAAGGAUGGUUAUCAAUCUAUGAAACAUUUAAUACUUGGUUGCUACUAAUUUUUGUGUAUACCCAUUUUAAUCUAUUGAUUACCUUGAGAUGUAACUACACCCAAAACUGCACCAACGUUACUAGUCUCACUUGCAUAAGCAGCGAGACUUAUAAUCUGCAGGUCAUUUCUUUUUCUUCGUAUUUAGUACUAAAAGUGACGGUUGUGGUCCCAGGUUUCCUAGCAGCGACUGUGGAAACUGGGAAUAAGAAUCGUGACGACUUUCAUGGUAUGCAAAUGUGACUGGUGAUGCAUGAGCAUGUGGUUAAUUUUCAGUGAUGAUUGAGGUGAUGCACGUAGUUGAUCAUGUUCUAGUAUGGAUUUUUGGCAGUGAUGUAAUUUUCCUUGAAUCACCCUUGAUUUUUGUGUAUUCAUACACACGUAGUCGGACGUGAAAAUAUUAUAGCAGAGGAAAUCCUGUUUCAUGCUGUAUUGAGGCAUAACGUUUCUCACAAUAUAGACACAAUUACUUGAACUCUACGACUAGAUAGAUUCGACAUUGCAGAUUCGCUUUGUUGUAUGUAUUUAAUUGAUAGAUUUUCUCAGUUUUUAAGAUGUGAAGUUGCAUUGCACUUUAUAAAUACUUGAGAUAUCAAUGAUUUUUAACCUUCAACUUCUAGACGCAACUUCGACUACUCGUCUGAUGUUACGUAUGUGUUAUAGAUGUGUUUAUAAGUGUAGAAUUGUACUUGACUGUCACGCACUUUGCUACAACACUUCAUCGGCCAAUGGAAACUAGCUAGUCUACAAAUUGAACUAUAUAGUCUAUUUGUUUUCCAAGUUCUCUAGUAUGGAAAAUGUGUGUUUGUUUUUCAUACUGAUGUCUUCAUUGAUGUUUCCUUGAUGUCGUACAGAGCUUGCAAGGUCUCGAUCUUUGCCUCAUCUGUCGGAUUGCCUUUGAUUAUGGAAGAUUGUUGAAAUUACAGCAGUACUGCCUGGACAUCAUUGGAAAUUUUCGCUUUAGAUUUAUAAACUGUAAUGAUUGAACUAUAAUCUUUUCCCGGUUUUUAUUUUAGUCUGACUAUUGUACAUGUUUGUACCAUAAGGCAGUCAGUAGUUACUGUAACCUAUGCCUAGCUGCACACUCAGGCUCCUGAAGAAUUUAUUUCCUCCUCAUUUCUUAUCUAAUCUCCAAGCAACCUUGAGUGAACACUUUAAGACUGUCUUGUUUCUUAUCUAAUCUUCAAGCAAGUGAGACUUCCUUUUUAGAGCGUUCUUGUUUUGAAAGGGUGGUAGGUCUAAAUCUUAAAUCUUAGAUCUGAUACUAAAUUUCUUUGUAUUAUUUUAAUCUUUAGGGAGUGAUAAUUGUGUUUGAUGUUACCAAGGAUGAAAGUUAUUAUAAUGUACAACAUUGGCUUAAAACUGUAAAUCAGGUAAGAGUUGACAGAUGAGUAAUAUUAAAAUAAUACCAUCCAAAAGUUAUUGUCUAAAAUGUUAGCCGUCUCAUCCCCUUAACCCAGGGGGCUGGGGGGGGGGGGUGGCCCAGGGGAGAGAGUCAUCUGAAACUUGAGCAUUAUAAUGCUGUCGGUUGACAUCAUCUGCAUUUGUGAAUUUAUGGUAGGUUCUGAUUGGCUAUUAUAUUUCUGAGGUAGAAAACCUUAUUUAUUUAUUUAUUUAAUUUAUUAUUAUUAUUAUUAUUAUUAUUAUUAUUAUUAUCAUAAACAAUAUUUAUUGCAACAUUUGCUCUAAGAGCCUGAAGGGCUCAUCUUGAGAGUUUAAUUAUGUUGUUGACAUUCAAUAUUUUAAAAAUACAAAUGCAUGUGCAAGAUCAAACACGCACACUCAUAAAAAAGCAAAAGAAUAAAAGAAAAACAAAACAAAACAAAAAAUAAAAUAAAUAGAUAUAAAAAAACACACACAGCAACUAACAGGAACGAUUUAAUGGCAAAAUAAACGACUGGGCAAGCUGAAACAACCUAACGUUAAUUUGAAAAUCAGCAGCAGAAAUGCUAUUUAAUAGCCAAGUGAUUUUUUUCUUAUCUGAAGCACAAUGCCAUCUAUAUCCAAGUAAUUGUGCAACAGAGGUAAACAACUUUUCACGCAUGAGAGCAGCAAAACUUGGGCAGUAUAGGAAAUAAUGUUUCACAUCUUCAGUAGAUGAAUCGCAAAGAGCACAGGCAGAUGAAGGACAGCAAUUUUUCUGAAAAAGGUGAUAAUUUAAGGCACUAAAAUUAAGUCUCAAACAAGUGUGAAAAAUUGAUGCUGAACGAUCCCCAAUAUAUUAAAAAAAGAUAGAUGCGGGAUGGAAAAUGCAGGAAUUUUUAAGAGGUUGUGCUUGAAGAUACCUUGAGAAGACAAUUGUGUCUCUUAUGGAAGACUGUUCCACUCUUGAAUUGAUGAAAAGAGAAAAGAUUUUUUGUGCCUUUCAGUACAAACGAAGGGUAAGCAGAGAUUAUUGGCAGAACGGAGACUAUAACUAGAUCUUGCAGAAGCAAAAUUAGGACAUAAAUCGCAUUAAGGUGGGGCUAGCUUAAAUUAUAUACUAUUUUGUACAUCAAACUGAGUUUAUGAAUUUUUCUUCUAACACUAAUUUCGACCCAAGAUAAGUUUAUUUUAUAGGUAUCCUGUUUGUCCCUUUUAAAGCACUGGUUACAACUGUUGCGCCCUCUAUUUGUAAGCUUUCUAAAAAAUAUAUAUACCAUCAGAUUCAGAACAUCAAUCCCAAACCACAUCAGCAUAUUCUAAGGAUGAACACACCAAGGAUUUGAAUAAAACUUCAAGUGUAUGAUGGCUCAAUUGUAUUUCAAUGGCUUUAGGAGGUUUAAUUUUUUGGAAGCUUUCUGAUGAGUUUUUAAUAUAUGUGCUCGCCAAGAUAAGUUAGAAGACAAAGUUAAACUAAGAUGUUCUUAAACUGUCACAUCCUCAAUAAUACUAUUGUUCAAAACCAAAGGGGGUGCAAAUUAAAGGCUUGUCUCUUUUUGCCAAGUCUUAGAUUCAUUCAUAGUCACCAACCACCGUUUAGCCCAAUCGGAUAUUAAUUUUAAUGUCAAGUCAUGAUUAGAAGCACAAUCACUAAGAGACUGAACUUUUUCCAGCAAAAAACGAUCAUCAGCAAAUAAAAAAACACAGCAAGAAGAGAUCGUGACUGGUAGGUCAUUAAUGUAAAUGAAAAACAAUAAUGGACCUAAGACCGAUCCCUGGGAGACACCAGCCUUGAUAUUACGCCAACCGGAAUGCACUCCUUCGAUUAUCUCUCUUUGUUUACAACAAGAAAGGUAACUAACAAAUUUCCCUCAACUCCAAUGCUUCUUAACUUGGCUAUCAGACUGUGAUACCACACGUUCAUGCUUUCAAACAGCUUUACAGAUCUGACCAGUCAUUCAUGGUAUGUUGCGAGGUCAACAGAUGUCGGGUAUGAAAGACUCAACUGUACUUAACAAUAUAGAAAAAAAAUCUUUGAUAAAUGACAACAAUAUCAAAGAGUGAAGCAUCAAAAACAUCAUUCCAGUCUGCGUUUGAUAAAGUGCCAUUUAAUCCAUCGAGAUCAAUAUCAUCAAAAUUCUGGAUCUCUCUGGUAAAAGAUUUGGGCUUUUGUUUGCGAAAAUUUAAAUUUGCAUAGAUAAUACAGUGAUAACAGUUGGCUGUCGGGCUUAGAGUACCAGAAGAAACAAAAAAGCCAGGCGAGUCUGAUAUGAUAAGGUCAAGAAUGGACUUCCCAGACCGAGUAAAGACCUCAAAAAAGGCCUUUCCUCAUUUGCUGAUUGAUUGGUUGGACGAUAACAAACUUCGCAAAGAAAAACAAAAUUAUUGACACUGCAUUGAAGCUAUUUAGAGGAGUUCUAGCCCAGCAGAGUAUUCAAACUCAACACGUCUUUUAACUGUAAUGUGAUCUUUGGCAUAAAUUACCACACCUCCUCCGAGCUUCCUGACCCUAUCUUCCUCGAGGGUAAACUAUAACCAGGAAUGAGAAUAUAGAGUCAUUAGAUAGGCUAGAAUUCAACCAGGUUUCAGAAAGUGCAAAAACAUCAAAUCCAUACAAACAAGCCAAAACAGAAUUUUCAGUCAGCUUAUCAUUAACAUUAAAUGAGCGAUUGAAAAGUUGAUACUGUUGGCCCCAGGAUUAGGAUGAACUGAACCUGAUGCCAAUAAUAGAAUACUAAGGCUCAACAUUUAAACCAAAAGAAUAACAAGGAAAGGAAUAAAAUUGGGAGCAAAAUAACAAUGCGACACAAGUAAACUUAAAACGAUUAAAAAGCCCAAUUGCUGCCCUGUACUGAUCUAGACUAACCUCCAUCAAUAAAAAUAAUGCAUUUUAAAGAGCUUACCUCCCACUGCACAAAACAUAUAGCAACCAAAGGACUGAGUACAUAUACUAUACGUAAUAAACAUUGUACAUUGAAACCUGUAUUAAGCGGACACCCUCUAUUAAGCGGAUAGAAGCCGAAGUCCCCAAAUUUAUUUUCCUUAUUUACUUUAAAUGAAACCUUUAUUAAGCGGAAACCUCUAUUAAGCGUACUCAGACACCUACAUGUAAAAGUACCUGAAAUGGUCAUUUCUAAAUUGUUGCCAACCUGUAUUAAACGGACACUUGUAAUUGAAUUCCACCACCCAACUUGCCAGACACCAGAAAUGGGAAAGAUUGCCACCCACAAAUGAAAGGGAAUUUGAAACGCACUUCUGGCAAUUCAUUGAGUUCACUGGGUGCCCAGAACAAGGAUAUUGACAUUGCCUCACAAGCGUUAUUACUGGUAACUGAGGUUAAAUAAUGUCUGUGACGCAUGCAGGCUACAUGGUCUAGGCGAAAGGAAAAGAGGCAAAAGCUCUAUUGUUCAAGCUAUUUCUCAUCCUCGGAGACCCAGGGGCAGAUAGUGGGGACGAGGGAAAGUCUAAACGGCUGAAAAGAUGUGGCACGAAGAAAAGUAAAGAAUGGCGAGAAGAGCCCCUGGGGACAAUGUCUUACCAGACCAGUUCCAAACGGUCGCCGCCGUUCUGGCUUCUGAUUGGUACUAGAAAACUUGUUGUUUUUCUGGCACCAAUCAGAAGCCAGAACGGCGGCGACUGUUUGGAACUGGUCUGGUAAGACAUUGUCCCCAGGGGCUCUUCUUGCCGUUCUUUACUUUUCUUCGUGCCACAUUUUUCCGCCCGUUUAGACUUUCCCUCGCCCCCUUUAUCUGCCCCUGGGUCUCUGAGGAUGGCUAUUUCUAAGGUCACAUUUCACACUAUCACGAGCUUAUGAUUGAGUUGUGUUUAAACCUGUUUCAAACUGGAAAAGUUGAAUGAUCCUGUACACUAAUUCUGAAGUCUUUUCCAUCAAGUUUUACAGCACACAAAACACAGAACACCUCACACAUAUACAUGCUGCUGUUCAUGGUUCCAUCCAUGACUCGUGGCUGCCAUCUUGCUAAGAAAUCAAAAUUUAUGCUAAAAUGCAUAAAUUAUAAGUAGCUAACGUCACUGGGCAACAUAAUAUGAUUCUUGGAAUUCAGGUGACUCUCUUUCCUGUGCCCCCCAUGGGUUAGGGGUGGAGACACCUGACAUAUCUGUCUACAAAAACUUAUCAUGAUUUCAUUUUGAUCUGGCUUGGACUACAGAUGGUGUAUUGGCUAACUACAAUGUGCAUGAAUAUUUUUUUUGAAGUCAGUCAUUACUAAGCAUAUGAACAACUGUUAACCUUUAAAAUGUUGCAUGUAAAAGUUAGAGUACAUAAAACUUUUUUUUUUUUUGCCUCUAAACUAUGAAUCAUGACUCACUUUUGUUCUCAUAGUACGCAAUAAGAACAAGCAAGUAUAGAACCCCUUUGUUUCAAUUGACUAUUGAAAAACAAUUCACUCCUUUGUACAAACAGGAGUUAACCUGCUGAACAGGUGCUAUUUCUUCAUUUUUUUUUUCANUGAGGUGACGAAGUACCACCCUUCUAAAAUCGUGCAAUAAAUCUGUUUGGCAGAAAAUCGUCUUCCUUGGAGACCUGAGUACACAUCGUUUCUGGUUUUCAACGUUCAGUCUUCUAAACCAACAAUAUUUACUGGUAUUAAAAAUCGAAUCUUUAUUUCUGUCGACUUAUUCCGCGACUUAUUUUUCGCACCUACAUAACAUUUGUACGGCCUUCUAAUUUCGAAUCGUGGAAAUCCGGCAAUGCUAAACUCUAGCUGAACCUAGCUGAUUUUUGGAUAGUAAUAAAGACGCUUCUUUCGACGACAUUUUAGAAAAGGUCCCUUAGAGGUACCGGGAAACUUAAAAGACAGCCGUUUUGGAUUUUAUCACCCUCUCUCACUUUAAAGAGUAAUCCGUAACUUCCGUCGCCCUAACCAGGGACCAGGCUCCGCAGUUGGCAAAUUAAAAAGGCGAAGAAAAUCGGAGAGGGCGAAAGCCGAGCGGUAGUCUGAGGAGGGGAUUGUCCCCAUCUGCAGUCCACCACUCGAUUAGCAUCGCUCGCUGAUUUUGCUGUUUCAUCCCGUUUUUGCCUCUUCCCGCCACUACGGAGCCUGGUGCCAGGCUACCGUCUUCCUUUUAAGCUGGCUGGCAGGCUAUUUAACAAGGGGAAUCACUGCCUGCGGGCAUAUUAUUUAUUCAGGUUUUAUAAGUUACAUCACCUGACUCUUCUCCUUUCGUAUGAACCUUAUUUUCUAUUAACUCCUUUUUCACAGAUAUUCCAAACAAUGGCAGAAUUAAUAUUGGGUGAAACUGGAGAACAGGUGAGAAAUAGUGUAUUUUUACUGUUUUGUUAUCCUUUUUACGGGUAAAUUCCAAAGAAAUCUACGUGUUCUCUGUUAGUGUUGUCGAAGAUGAUUGUUGGGCCAGAAAAUUUCUAUUAAAAUACCCGUAAACCGCCACUUAUAAGCUCUUUGCUUAUACAUCUUUGCAAGGGGUUUUAAGAGGGCUUACAAAGGGAGAGGCUUACAACAGGAAUAGAAAAAGGGCUUUGAAGUAAGCUAUAACAGUACUGAUCAAAAUGUGGAGGCGUGUGUGGUUGAGUGGUUAACACCUCGAACUCUGGAUGUGGAGGUCCGGGGUUCAAGCCUCGCCCGUCGCGUUGUUUCCUUAGGCAAGGAACUUUACUCCAGUGGCACUCUACAUUUUUUUUUUUUUGCCUCUAAACUAUGAAUCAUGACUCACUUUUGUUCUCAUAGUACGCAAUAAGAACAAGCAAGUAUAGAACCCCUUUGUUUCAAUUGACUAUUGAAAAACAAUUCACUCCUUUGUACAAACAGGAGUUAACCUGCUGAACAGGUGCUAUUUCUUCAUUUUUUUUUUCAGGCGGGCACGAGGCAGGCAUGCAUGUCCAGAGUGCAAGAAAACAUGAGCACAUGCAACAGAUCACGGGAAGGCACCUCAAUCCACUGUUGCUUGUGUCUUGCACUCCAUGUCCGCCUGGUGCUUACCUGAAAAACUAGAAAAAAAAGUGCCUAUUUUGCAGGCUGGUCCAGGAUUUUUCAUUUUUGUUGUCCACAAAUCAGUAAGGACAGAAAUAGAUGAUUAAAUAAUUUGAAAAUUACGUGACAUGUACUGGAAUCCCAACUGGCCAGUAACAAAACAUGGCACUUAACAAGCAUGGCAAUGGAGUUGAACUCUGGACUGGAAAGGAGAAAUCCAGUGAACAGUCCUGUGGAUUCUAGGCCUUCAGAUUGCAAAUCCAGCACUCUUAAACUACCCAGCCAGACCACCCGUAUCUGUUCAAAAUGUUCAGUAAAAUAACAAAAAAAAUUUGUUCAGUAAAAUGGUGGAAAAAUUGCCUCAUAGCAUUCGACAAAUUGACUGAAAUUAUUUCAUGAUGACACGCAGCUGAGUUUCUUGUCUCUAGCGGAUCAUUGGUGAUUACCAGUUAAAAUAAUCAAUAAUUCAAUGAUCUGUAUUAGUAUUCUGCCAGUUUUGAAAGUAAAACUCUUCCAAUAAUUUUUUUUAGUAUGUUGCUGGAAGAGAGCAUGAAAAUUGCAAGUUUGUAUUUGUUGGAAAUAAAAAUGAUCUGGCUGAGAAGCUAGGCAGGAAAGUACUCAUUGAAUCUGGAGAGCAGGUAUGUUUUCCAAAAGCCUAAUUUUGUUCUAUUUAGUAAGGCAUAAGAGUGAUAUUCUGGUUUUGCUAAACCUUUUCUCUGUACAAGACAUACACACGCAUAUUUUUUGAGGGGAGGGGGGUUGAGGGAAUUGGAAUACUUUGCUUAUACUGCUCGUUAUAGUGAAAGGAUCGUGUUCAAAAGAAACACAAUCUGAUUUGCAGAUUGGCUGUUGAGGUCUACUGAAAGGGAUAAAAACAUUUAUUAAUGCAAUGCAGCCAUCUUGAAGUCAAAACUUCUCACUUGGCCAAUUACAUACAUGUAUUAGGUCACGCACAUCAGAAGUACCGGUAUUGUUUUCCUGAAUUUGUACAUUGUUUGAUUCAAUUGUUGUAAAAAUUCUGUAUUUUUUUGGAAACUGAACUAGCCAGAGUCCGAGACGACUGCUUUUCUUAGUAAGUUAGUGGAAAAACGCUUUUUCUCCCUGCCUCUCUCAACCGACCUUGAAGUUGUUCUUCUUGGCCCUCUUUACCAGAUUUCUCCUUCUCUUUGUUACGCCUUUAAUUGCAGACUGUUAGAUUCUCUUUAAAGCGUGACGAAAUAAGACCAUUGAGAAAUAUUUGAGAUAGUUUGUUCAUAGCUCAGUAAAGCUAGUUCCAUAGCUUGCAACUUGUUUCAAGAAGAGGAUGAGUCUAGGUGCAAAGUAUUCCAGUACUUGAAAAAGAAGUGUAAAUGAUGUUGAUUACAUUAUCCAGAUCCAUUUGAUUACUUGUCUUAGUAACCUUUUUUCUACAGUUAGCGAAACAACAUAGUGGAAGGUACGUUGAUACAAGUGCGAAGACAAAAGAAAAUAUACAAAAGGUAAAAAAAAAAGGGGGGGUUGGAAAUGAGUUUGACUGAUACUUUAGACUGUAUUACAUUCGAACCUCAAAGUGCGACCACCUCCCAUAAGCGAUCACUAAGUCUUCGCGUUUUGGGUGGUCUCUUACGGGAGUUUCGACUGUUUUGGCGCACAAUAGGUGCUCACAAUAUUUCGACUGUGAUUUCUUUUUUAAAGCUCUAGCUAUAGACAUUUAUCCACGCGGAAAGACGCUAUUUUUUCUUUGUAAAGCAAAGGAAAUAGAAAGCGUAGCACAUAUUUAGGCUACAUUGGUUCUGGAGAAUUUGGGUGGAACUUUUAGAAUACACAUGCAUCAACUAUCUUGACAACCGGAGACCAUUGGGCUAUCUUUUUUUCUUAAACACAGCGACAACAAGAUGAUGCAGUAAAUUAAACGUCCUACAAUUCUUUAUUUUGUUGAACUUGAGGUGACGAAGUACCACCCUUCUAAAAUCGUGCAAUAAAUCUGUUUGGCAGAAAAUCGUCUUCCUUGGAGACCUGAGUACACAUCGUUUCUGGUUUUCAACGUUCAGUCUUCUAAACCAACAAUAUUUACUGGUAUUAAAAAUCGAAUCUUUAUUUCUGUCGACUUAUUCCGCGACUUAUUUUUCGCACCUACAUAACAUUUGUACGGCCUUCUAAUUUCGAAUCGUGGAAAUCCGGCAAUGCUAAACUCUAGCUGAACCUAGCUGAUUUUUGGAUAGUAAUAAAGACGCUUCUUUCGACGACAUUUUAGAAAAGGUCCCUUAGAGGUACCGGGAAACUUAAAAGACAGCCGUUUUGGAUUUUAUCACCCUCUCUCACUUUAAAGAGAAAUCCGUAACUUCCGUCGUCCUAACCAGGGACCAGGCUCCGCAGUUGGGAAAUUAAAAAGGCGAAGAAAAUCGGAGAGGGCGAAAGCCGAGCGGUAGUCUGAGGAGGGGAUUGUCCCCUUCUGCAGUCCACCACUCGAUUAGCAUCGCUCGCUGAUUUUGCUGUUUCAUCCCGUUUUUGCCUCUUCCCCCCACUACGGAGCCUGGUGCCAGGCUACCGUCUUCCUUUUAAGCUGGCUGGCAGGCUAUUUAACAAGGGGAAUCACUGCCUGCGGGCAUAUUAUUUAUUCAGGUUUUAUAAGUUACAUCACCUAACUCUUCUCGUUUCGUAUGAACCUUAUUUUCUAUUAACUCCUUUUUCACAGAUAUUCCAAACAAUGGCAGAAUUAAUAUUGGGUGAAAAUGGAGAACAGGUGAGAAAUAGUGUAUUUUUACUGUUUUGUUAUCCUUUUUACGGGUAAAUUCCAAAGAAAUCAACGUGUUCUCUGUUAGUGUUGUCGAAGAUGAUUGUUGGGCCAGAAAAUUUAUAUUAAAAUACCCGUAAACUGCCACUUAUAAGCUCUUUGCUUAUACAUCUUUGUAAGGGGUUUUAAGAGGGCUUACAAAGGGAGAGGCUUAUAACAGGAAUAGAAAAAGGGCUUUGAAAUAAGCUAUAACAGUAUUGAUCAAAAUGUGGAGGCGUGUGUGGUUGAGUGGUUAACACCUCGAACUCUGGAUGUGGAGGUCCGGGGUUCAAGCCUCGCCCGUCGCGUUGUUUCCUUAGGCAAGGAACUUUACUCCAGUGGCACUCUACUUUGUCUCUCUUCACUCACUAGGUGCAUAAAUGGGUACCAGCAACAUACUACUGAGGGGUACCCCUGCGAUGGACUAACAUCCCGUCCAGGGGGGAGUAGCAAUACUCCUAGGUGGCUCAUACUAAGAAAACCGGAUACCGGAUAAGUUAUGCAUUUACGGAUACGUUAUGCAUUGACUGGUUUUUAAUUAACUAUUAAAACUUCAUAAUAAAUGGAAUUCACUUCAAUACAUUUUUAGAUCACAAUUAGAGGGGGGGCUUAUAAUCGGAUGUAUUUUUUUCUGUUUAUGGGGUGCUUAUUAAGUGGGGGGGUUGGGCGGCUUAUAAGCGGUAGUUUACGGUAUAUACAGUCAACUCUUGCCUUGCGGACACCCGGCUAUAACAGACACCCCGAUAAUACGGACAAUAGCCAAAUCCCAGCCAAAAAUAAAUUACAGACGUUUGACUGAAAUAAACUCCCGCUAUUACGGACUCUCGCUAAUGAGGACACUAACUCAGGGUCCCCACAGUGUCCGCUAUAAAAGGAGUUGACUGUAUUCGGAAAUCAAGUUAGUCGCUUCAUAUUCGUUGCACUCAUUGACAGUAGAUGAGCGUGUGGGAGGUGCCUGCGACAGGGAGCCGAGGCUGGUGGGUUUUAAAAGUGGACAUGCUAGUUUAACAAAGGGCUCGUUGAGUAGGGAGCAGAGAAAUUCGAGAUCGAGUGUAACGUGUUGAGCAAUGCAAGCGAAAUAACCGUAUUUCAACAAGGGCGCUGAAAAGUCCCCUGAAAAGGCCCGGCCUGCGAGGUUAUGCAACCACUUCAAAUGAUUAACACGAAAGGCUGCUGAACUCUUGUUAAAAGUUACAUGUUCAUGUAACGGCCUUUAACCACGUCCCAACUUACAAGUUUUCCUUGCGGGAAUGGCACCUGUUACUAGUAAUUUCCUACGAUUAAGGCAUAGCGUAAACUACCACUCAUAAGCCCUAGGCUUUUACAUCUUCGUAGGGGGGUUUUAGGAGGGCUUAUAUCCGAGGGGGCUUAUUACUGGAAUAGUAAAAUGAAUAAAUUUUCAAGAAGGCCUUGGAGUCGCCCCGUGCAAGGGAAUAUGGAUUUCUGGAAGCGGGGGAAUCCUUGCUUUUGGAAUCGGGAAUCCGGGAAAUUUUUUUCUUGUGGAGUCCGGAAUCGUGGGCUUUACUGAGAACCCGGAAUACAGCUCAAUGAAUCUGAAACCCCACUAACGACUGGACUUGAACCCGGAAUCCAAGUUCCACUGACAGAGAAUCCGGAAUCCACUGCGUGUAAUCCAGAAUCCAGGACUAUCUUGGAUUCCCUUAUAUCAUAUGGAAUGCCUCGGAGCGAAGGAAACCUAUAUCUAAAAAAAGACGUCAUCAGAGGCGUCAUCCUUAUGACAGACUUUUUAAAACUAAGGGGAAUUUCAGCAUGACCUGCUUACAGAGGAAGCGUCACUCGUCUUUUCCUCUCAUCUUCGUCUUUUACACUUUGAUGUUUUUGUGUUUUUAUUUUACAGCCUAAUACACCCGAUGGAACUAACAAACUUGGUAACGUGGACGGUGAAAGACAAAAAGAAGGAUUUUCAUGUACUGUUUUAUGAUAAAACCCGUUUUAUACAUCUUAAAUUCACCAAUCCAUUGUUUUGAACUGACUAUUAAUAAUUAUUUUCAGUGACCACAAUAAUGAACUGCUGGUUCCGAAACAAUUAAAAAAUGCAUCAAAAUCGGAUAAUGCCUACGCUCCUCAGCUAUCUCAGUGAAAAAUAUCGACUUAGCAGUACGCGCUCGGUCAUCGUGGUUAACAAGGCUUGAAGCUCAGGCAGUAUCCUAUAUAAAAAAAACUAUUAAAACUUCAUAAUAAAUGGAAUUCACUUCAAUACAUUUUUAGAUCACAAUUAGAGGGGGGGCUUAUAAUCGGAUGUAUUUUUUUCUGUUUAUGGGGUGCUUAUUAAGUGGGGGGGUUGGGCGGCUUAUAAGCGGUAGUUUACGGUAUAUACAGUCAACUCUUGCCUUGCGGACACCCGGCUAUAACAGACACCCCGACAAUACGGACAGUAGCCAAAUCCCAGCCAAAAAUAAAUUACAGACGUUUGACUGAAAUAAACUCCCGCUAUUACGGACUCUCGCUAAUGAGGACACUAACUCAGGGUCCCCACAGUGUCCGCUAUAAAAGGAGUUGACUGUAUUCGGAAACCAAGUUAGUCGCUUCAUAUUCGUUGCACUCAUUGACAGUAGAUGAGCGUGUGGGAGGUGCCUGCGACAGGGAGCCGAAGCUGGUGGGUUUUAAAAGUGGACAUGCUAGUUUAACAAAGGGCUCGUUGAGUAGGGAGCAGAGAAAUUCGAGAUCGAGUGUAACGUGUGAGCAAUGCAAGCGAAAUAACCGUAUUUCAACAAGGGCGCUGAAAAGUCCCCUGAAAAGGCCCGGCCUGCGAGGCUAUGCAACCACUUCAAAUGAUUAACACGAAAGGCUGCUGAACUCUUGUUAAAAGUUACAUGUUCAUGUAACGGCCUUUAACCACGUCCCAACUAACAAGUUUUCCUUGCGGGAAUGGCACCUGUUACUAGUAAUUUCCUACGAUUAAGGCAUACCGUAAACUACCUCUCCUAAGCCCUAGGCUUUUACAUCUUCGUAGGGGGGUUUUAGGAGGGUUUAUAUCCGAGGGGGCUUAUUACUGGAAUAGUAAAAUGAAUAAAUUUUCAAGAAGGCCUUGGAGUCGCCCCGUGCAAGGGAAUAUGGAUUUCUGGAAGCGGUGGAAUCCUUGCUUUUGGAAUCGGGAAUCCGGGAAAUUUUUUUCUAGUGGAGUCCGGAAUCGUGGGCUUUACUGAGAACCCGGAAUACAGCUCAAUGAAUCUGGAACCCCACUAACGACUGGACUUGAACCCGGAAUCCAAGUUCCGCUGACAGAGAAUCCGGAAUCCACUGCGUGUAAUCCAGAAUCCAGGACUAUCUUGGAUUCCCUUAUAUCGUAUGGAAUGCCUCGGAGCGAAGGAAACCUAUAUCUAAAAAAAGACGUCUUCAGAGGCGUCAUCCUUAUGACAGACUUUUUUAAAACUAAGGGGAAUUUCAGCAUGACCUGCUUACAGAGGAAGCGUUACUCGUCUUUUCCUCUCAUCUUCGUCUUUUACACUUUGAUGUUUUUGUGUUUUUAUUUUACAGCCUAAAACUCCCGAUGGAACUAAUGAACGUGGUAACGUGGACGGUGAAAGACAAAAAGAAGGAUUUUCAUGUACUGUUUUAUGA